Molecule: messenger RNA, 1134 nt
Organism: Dermacentor albipictus
Lineage: Eukaryota; Metazoa; Arthropoda; Arachnida; Ixodida; Ixodidae
Source: RefSeq, a predicted model, not a curated record
AUGCCGUAUAGCGUGCUUCACGACGAACUGCUGCUGGGAUCUCUGCACUGGAACGAAUUAGAAGAUGUGCACUUGCUCCCAGUGGAACCACGGCGGGAUCUUCGGAAGCAUGGCCUGCUUAAUUUGGAUGCCAUGGACAGCACGUUGUUCUACCGGUCGUUCAGGUUCGAGAAAUCGGACCUGGACGAUCUUCUGACCGGCCUCCUGAUUCCAGAAGAGGUACAGAGUGCUCAACGGGUUCGAGUUCCUGGCCGCGAGGCGCUGUGCAUGACGCUGCGGCGUCUCGCCUAUCCGAACCGCUUGUGUGAUCUGGAGGUGUUCUUCAGCCGCCACAGUUCGGUGAUAUCGAGUGUGGUGUCUAAAGUUUUAUCUCACAUUGAAUACUACUUUGGACACCUCCUAGCGGACCUCACGGCGCACAGGUGGCUCAACCUACAAAACCUGGAGCUGUUUUCCCAGGCCGUUCACCGGAAAGGCGCUCCACUGAAGAACUGUUGGGGUUUCAUUGAUGGCACAGCGCGACGAAUUUGCAGACCAUCAGUUGGACAGCAGGAUCACUUCUCUGGCCACAAACGGCAUCACGUGCAAAAAUAUCAAGCCGUGAUGUGCCCCAAUGGCUUGGUAUGCCAAAUGGAUGGACCAUUUCAUGGUCGGCGCCACGAUGCUGGAAUCUUGAAGAAGACGGCCCUCUACCAGAACCUGGAGAAAGUCGCCCAAGGCCAUGAAUAUGUUAUCUAUGGCGACCCAGCCUAUCCACUCCGGCCCCUGCUCCUUAAGCCUUUUGGAGGCGCAUCAUUGCAGCCCUACGAGGCUCAUUUCAACAAGCGCAUGAGCACUGUGCGGCAGGCUGUGGAAUGGGGGUUUGGCAAGGUGGCAGCGGACUUCGCAUUCGUUGAUUUCCACAAAAAUCAAAAAAUGACUCUGCAGAGGGUGGGGCGAAUGUAUAAAGUUGCAACAUUGCUGUCCAACUGCCGUACUUGCAUGUAUGGCAGUCAAGUGUCUAGAUACUUUGGCAUUGCACCACCCUCUUUCAGAGAAUAUCUGGUACCUUCUGAAUAAGUUGCCCGAGAUAGUGUAUUACAGAUUCGAUUGCGCAACAUUUUGACGGCACACACAGAAGAGAAACACACUACA